Triticum aestivum (bread wheat) is the source of this 1849-nucleotide messenger RNA. RefSeq names its product protein FAR1-RELATED SEQUENCE 5. The coding region runs from base 557 to 1849 and encodes 430 amino acids. Lineage: Eukaryota; Viridiplantae; Streptophyta; Magnoliopsida; Poales; Poaceae. The record is from RefSeq and is a predicted model, not a curated record. The transcript is spliced from 3 exons.
CGCUACUUCUUCCCCAUGAAAGAAGUAUCUGCCCAGGGGUGAAAUCCUUCAUCACCGGGGGGAAGAACAUGGCGGCUCCCAGGAACAAAGAAAGAGAAGAGAAGAGGGCUUAGAGACCAGAAGGAAGAGCAAGAAAAAACCAGAUCAAAAGGAGGAAAAAAAGAGGAAAACCAUACCUGGAGGAAGAGAGAGGGAGUCCAGAGGUUGGAGCAGCUUUCAAGGAUGAUAGACCUCAAUGCGUUGCUUCCCGAUCUCAAUGAGUUGCCUAAUGAUGAUGUUGAGUUUGUACAACCAGGGAUUUUCACACAACCAAAUCAAGAUCAUGGUUUGAUGGAUGAUGUUGAUGUCAACAUGCAAUCAGAAAGCUAUACACUUGAGGAAAAAACACCAUAGUGGCAGGACCUACAGAAACAGAAUUAAGGGCAGGGGUAGUUGGUGGUGAUCGAAAUGCUAUGGAGGAAGAUGAGGCUGGUUCUCAGCCAAUGGAGCCGUUUGUUGGGACGAGAUUUGAUACUCUGCAGGGUGGUAAGGGUAUUACAAUGAUUAUGCCCUAAAGAUGGGUUUCUCUGUUAAGAUGAACACUUCAAAGAGGAAUGCUUAUACCAACAUAUUGGAGAAACAACAAUUUGCAUGUAACAAGUUUAGGAAACCAAAAGAGGAUAAUGUAGCAGCUGAGUUGCCACCUGUGCUAGAUCCUAUACCAGACCCCAAACCUUUGGGUGAAGAAGAUGAAAUGGAAGAAGUGCCAAUAUUCGAUGGAGAGGAGAGUGGAAAAAAGAAUAAUAAGAAGAAGCGCAAGAGAGAAAGGAUAAAGCAAACACAAUGUAAGGCAAAAAUGCUGGUUAAAUUGAAGGAUGGGCGGUGGGAAAUAACCCACUUUGUCCGUGAUCAUGAUCAUCCAUUGGUCGCCAAGCCUUCGCUGUCCAAAUACUUGCAAUCUCACAUGGGUAUACCGUGGGAGGAAAAGAGGUUCCUAGAGAUACUCUACAACUGCAAUCUGACUUCAGGCUGUAUGAUGCAUAUCAUGUCAGAAUUUUAUGGCUCGGAGCUAAAUGUACUGUAUGGACCUAAAGCAAUAACAAACCUAUGUGCUGGCUUCUCCAAGGACUCAAUGAAAGAGGGGGACAUUAUUGAGACAAUUGAACAUUUUAAAGACUUGCAAAAAGAUGAUCUAGAUUUUUUCUAUAAGACAAAAUAUGAUCUCGAAGGGAGGGCAGAAAACAUUUUUUGGGUGGAUGGCUUGGCACAGAAAGCUUAUAUGGAGGUAUAUCAUGAUUGUGUCUCCUUUGACACAACUUACAUGACCAAUAUGUACAACAUGCCUUUUGCUCCGUUCAUUGGGAUCAACUGUCAUGGGCAAUCUUUCAUGUUGGGCUGCGCGUUUGUGAGGCAGGAAAUGGAGACUAGCUUUGAUUGGGUUUUUGGAGCUUUCCUAGAGGCUAUGAAUGGAAGGGCACCGGAUAACAUCAUUACUGAUCAGGAUGUGGCAAUGAAAGAGUCCAUAAAGAACAUAUUUCCCAAAAGCAUGCACCGAUGUUGUCGGUGGUACAUCAUGAAAAAAGCUCAAGAGAAAGUUGGAUGGUUGCUAGGUCAAAACCUGGGAUUGUCUGAAGAUUUCAACCUUUGCGUUGAUUUCAGUUUCACACCAGAUGAGUUUGAACAGAAUUGGGUUGUGUUGAUGAUGAAAUAUGAGACAAUUACACACACCCAUUUUGAGAAUCUGUACAAAUAUAGGAACACUUGGGUGCCAUGUUACUUCAAGAAUAGAUUUUUCCAUUCUUGCAGUCUACACAAUGAAGUGAGAGGUUCAAUGCAGUCUUCAAGCGGUAUGUCAACUGCUACCUGUUGA